This is a messenger RNA of Macroventuria anomochaeta, 2254 nucleotides long. RefSeq lists its product as uncharacterized. The record is from RefSeq and is a predicted model, not a curated record. Lineage: Eukaryota; Fungi; Ascomycota; Dothideomycetes; Pleosporales; Didymellaceae. Gene Ontology annotation, biological process: DNA-templated transcription; regulation of DNA-templated transcription. Gene Ontology annotation, molecular function: zinc ion binding; DNA-binding transcription factor activity, RNA polymerase II-specific; DNA binding. The transcript has 7 exons. Bases 1 to 2163 code for a protein of 720 amino acids.
AUGUCUAAUUUCCGAGCUCUUCAACCAGCACCAAUGGACCAAGAGCCGACACCACAACCGCAAUCUCGACCGAUCUUGACAUCAAAACCCAAGCGUACCGUGACGCUCGGUGCUUGUGUUGCAUGCAGGAAACGAAAGUCAAAAUGUGAUGGCAAUCGUCCAGUGUGCACUUGCUGUGCCCAAAAGGACACGCAAUGCGUCUACGAGCUUGGUCCUAAUGAAAAGCCAUCACAAGCGAUGAAGCGGAAGAACGAGGAGAUGCAGGGCGAACUCUCGAAUCUGCGCCAGCUGUAUGACUUCCUUCGAUUGCGGCCUGCGCAUGAAGCCAUGGAGAUCCUCAAGCGCAUCCGGGCGAACUCACCAGACGUGCCUCCAUCCCAACACAUCCAGGAGUUGGCAGACUUUGUCCGCCAAGGAGAUUUACUUAUCCAGCAGCCGUUGCACACACCACCGUUAAGUAACCCUGAUCGCGAUCCUACACACCCUGUGACACUCCCUUCACUUCGUCAGGCUUUAGAUUCCCCUGGCGCACUGGAACCUUGCAACCUACUCUACCCUAGCAUGUACCCCAUGGGUUUGGAUGGCCCGGCCACCCAACGACGAAGACACACUCAUGGUCUUUCAGCUCGCACAGAUAGCCAAAGCUCUCUGCCUCGACCCACUUCCAUUGAGGCCAUCCUACAAACUCCUUCAACUGCAGCUGCGGAUGACCUGGCUGCAGAUCCACGACUGGGUUUCGUGAGCAAUUGGACACGGGUCACGGACGAUACUGGCUUCUUGGCUCACCUCUUCACCAUCUGGACUGAGAGGGAAUACGUCUACUACCACUUUCUGGACAGGGAGGCUUUCCUUGCGGAUCUGUCGUGCGGCCGUAGCGACUUCUGUUCAGAGCUCCUUGUUAAUAUUGUGCUUGCAUCUGCUUGUUUUCACUCGUCUGCAGUCAAAGACCGCAACAAGCCAUUUUCAGAGAAUUCGAUCCAAACUUCUUUCUACUACGAGGCGAGGCGGUUGUGGGAUCUUGAGGAGGGCAGAGACUGCUUGACAAAAGUACAAGCUGGCAUGAUCCUGUAUCUUGUACUUGCAAAAUAUGGUCGAGACAGAGAUGGGCAAAAGUUCCUCCUGGAAGCGUGCAUAACUGCGCAAAACCUUGGCCUAUUCGAUCACGAGUCGCCACACCACAGUACAACACCUUCGCACAUCUCGGUCGACAGAUGGAGGAGAGCUCGAGCGGUGACUGCAUGGGCAGUGCACAACUUCCAGCUCUCAAUGUCGAUCACGUACUCGUUCCCUGUUGUUAUCAAGAAUCUUCCAGCGGUGCCGAUUCCAUACCACGAUGUCGAACCUCUCUUCCGCUCUGAAUGUGCGUUGCACAUCAUUCUACUCGACUGCGUCAGCAUCAUACAAGACAAUGAAUACACCAACCCACGCGAUACACGAAGUGCUGACCGCAUUGAAGCCUGCUACUCCCGGCUGAGGUCUUGGUGGUACUCGCGGCCUACUAGCCUGGAUGCCGACAAAUAUCCAUCGCAAGUCCACUUGCUUUGCGCCAUGCAGUACAAUGUCAAUGUCGUCAAACUCUUCCGACCAGUCCUGGACCGCGAAGCAUAUUCUGAGCAGGCUGCGCCGUACAUUGAUCGUGCUAGGACCGCCAUCUCAGCCUCGCUGAGAGAAAUACGGCGCCUUGUAUCUCUACACGACACGCAUCAUGGCUGGUCAAACGCUAUCACAUUCGUCAUCCACGGCAUCACGGUUGCAAGUUUCGGUACCCUCGAUGAGAUGUCGCACAACAACCCCAUCCUACCACAACCCGAAAACGACGAACGAUACCAAGGCCUUUUCACUUGUCUCCGCGCCCUCACGGUUCUACUCAGCUACAGCUAUUACGCACAACCAAUCUUCCGACUCUUAACGCAGAAGUGCGCCGCGCUGGGUGUGCGAUUACCCGCGGAGGUACAAGGGGCGCUGGACUACUGUACGAGCGAGGGGUGGACGAAGAAGGCUGCUGAGUUGGUCAGCAGCCAGUACAUUGCGGACACACGGUCGGUCGCGAAAGACACAGAAAGUGCGAGGAUGGACGCUGUCAUUUCCAGAUGGGAAAGCCUCAGUCUCGAGGACAAGAAGGCGUGGGCAGCACGCAAAGGGAAGGACCGAGCAGGGGUAUGAUGCUUUUUCUUGCUUCUUCUCUCCUUGGUCGUACGCGAGAGCUUACUCGCACACAAACGAUACCCCAUGUUUUGAUGUUCGUAGAUGUAUC